Marchantia polymorpha subsp. ruderalis is the source of this 1302-nucleotide messenger RNA. NCBI's taxonomy places the organism in Eukaryota, Viridiplantae, Streptophyta, Marchantiopsida, Marchantiales, Marchantiaceae. The record is from the annotation of a GenBank genome assembly.
CGAUGGUUUCUGUUCUUCUCCUUUUCAGAAAUAAUAAAUUUUAGUAAUGAUCAUGAGAAUAAGUAAACUUUCAUUGUUUCAAGUGAUUUCAAUAUCAAUAAUUCAUUCGUUAAUGAGACAAGCGUAAAUUGGUAAAGGUAAUAGUGAGAUGUCGUUAAUAAGACAAGCGUAAAUUAUGUCCCUAAUUUGGGAACCAGAUAGCAUGAAAAGAGACCAUGAAAUAUCUUACCACCUGUAUGUGUUGACUCCCAGAUCCAUCUGUAGAUCGUCUAAGAUCUGUGCAUCAGAUCCGAGCAUAGAGUUGUUUCCGAUUCGAAUAUGGAGAAAAUGGAGGCCUCCACAUCUUCGACACUACCAAAGUUGCCACUCAGGAGAUGCCUCGAAGACAUCAGCAAUUCUAGCGAGCCCAAUCUGCCUUCUGCUGCAGUCGUGGAUGUUACCCUCGGCACAAAAGGGAAGAAGCUGAGAGUUUAUCAUGCUCCGCGACGAAGGAGGCCAUACACGUCGUGGACGGAGGAAGAAGACACAGCAUUGCGAGCAGCAGUUGAGCAGUUCAAAGGAAGAAAUUGGAAAAAAAUUGCUGCGAAUGUACCGAAUCGGUCAGAUAAUCAGUGCCUUAACCGCUGGCAGAAGGUCCUUGAUCCUGCCCUCGUCAAGGGAUCCUGGACGAAAGAGGAGGACGAUAAGUUGCUCGAAAUGGUCAACGAGUUCGGCACCAAGACAUGGGCUGCCAUCGCUAGGUCAUUGCCGAGCAGAAACGGCAAGCAGUGUCGAGAGAGAUGGUGCAAUAAUCUUGAUCCCCAGAUCAAGAAGGAGCCGUGGAAUGAAGAAGAAGACAUGAAGUUGUUUUUGGCUCACAAGAGGUUCGGCAACAGCUGGUCAAAGAUCGCAAAGCUAAUUCCUGGCAGGUCGGAAAAUGGUAUCAAGAACAGGUGGAACAUAACAAUCCAAAAACGUGCGGAUGCACUCGAACAAUCCACUGAGAACUGGAUAAAUAGGAACACAUUUGAGGAUAUGUUAUCCAUUAUUGACGAUGUGGCUCCAACAGAGCUUGAUGUUUCUGAAGAUCAUCUGGCAUUGAAUGGCGAGGCCAAUAUCGAUCUUCAAGACUCGAAUGCUGCGAAAGACCUUAUAGCAUGGAACUUAGAGUUUGAUAUGGAUGUUGAUGUAGAUAACUUCUUAGACCUCCCAGACUUGAACCUCUCUCCUUGAUAUCAAAUUGUUACAGUUCAUGUGAAGAUACCUUAUUGCAAAAAUAUAAUGCAUGUACUUUAUUUUUUAAAAUGAUUAGCACUUGAAUGG